This is a messenger RNA of Naumovozyma castellii, 1272 nucleotides long. RefSeq lists its product as uncharacterized. Lineage: Eukaryota; Fungi; Ascomycota; Saccharomycetes; Saccharomycetales; Saccharomycetaceae. The coding region runs from base 1 to 1272 and encodes 423 amino acids. The transcript has a single exon. The record is from RefSeq and is a predicted model, not a curated record.
AUGAUCGUGUCCUUCAAUAAAAAAUGGACUCUCGGUCUAGUUAUGCUGGUAAUAGUUAUAAUACUUUGGGUGCUCUCCUCGUUUCUGAUAAAUCUAAUCUUUGAAGAUGAUUCGUUUAGAAAACCAUUCUUCAUCACGUAUAUUAACACUUCAUCCUUUAUUUUUUAUUUAAUACCGACGUGUAAUUCCUUACUGGGCAAUUAUAAACGAACAGGAUCCUUUAAUAUUUACCAAGAGUUGAAACUAGAGGAAGAAGGGGCUACUAAUAGCGAACCAUUGUUACAUUCAGUCCCGUCAAUAACGCUAUCAUUAGGGGAAGGUUCAUCAUCCAGGAUACCCAAUGUAGGUAGUCCACUAAUACCUAAACCUGAUGAACCCACCGUUUCGAGCAAUACAUUGGAAACGAGUACGUCAAAUGAAGACUCACCUACAGAUUUAAUAUCCUUGAGUGACACAAUAAGGUUAAGUGCCCAGUUUUGUAUUCUUUGGUUUUUGGCCAAUUUUGUCACGAACGCAUCAUUGGCAUAUACCUCUGUGGCUUCCCAAACAAUACUUUCGUCUACGUCGUCAUUCUUUACCUUAUUUAUAGGUUCAUUAUGUCAUGUGGAGCAGAUAAACAGGUCAAAAAUAAUAGGUUCUAUAAUAUCGUUUCUGGGAACAAUGCUGGUAACCAAAUCAGAUGCUAAUAGUCGUCAUUUAAUCACUCAUCCCCCUAUGAAAUUUGAUACAACCAUAACGAGUUCAGGAGAUGAAGAUGAAUUCGACUCUAUACAAAUAUUAAUAGGGAAUUUAUUGGCUUUGGGAGGUGCAUUGUUUUAUGGGAUCUAUAGUACAUUACUAAAGAGGAAGGUUAAGGAUGAAUCCCGAAUGAAUAUGAAAUUGUUUUUCGGAUUUGUUGGUUUGUUCACUUUGAUAUUUUUAUGGCCUACUAUACUUUUCUUACAUUAUCAGGGAUGGGAAACAUUUGAGCUUCCAACCAGUCCAAGAGUCAUUCUCAUUGUGAUGGUCAAUUGUAUCAUUACAUUCGUUAGUGAUUUUUGCUGGGCAAAAGCAAUGUUAUUGACUACACCACUUACUGUUACAGUAGGGUUGAGCAUGACCAUUCCCUUAGCCAUGUUUGGAGAUUUUGUCUUUAAGCAUAAAUCCAUGUCACUAUUAUAUUCUGUUGGGGCAAUUUUAAUUCUGGGUUCAUUUUUUGUGAUAAAUAAAAGCUCGGAAGAAGAGCAUGAUAAUUCUGAACAUCAUGAGAAUACGGAUGCAAUUGAUAUAUAA